UGUUGUGACUCAGCAAGUGUCCUUAACUCUAAAUCUUAGCAGUUGCCAAGUUCAAACCUUAUCUUGCUCUUUAUUGCCCCUUGUCAUUUAAAACGUGAGAUACCUAGACAGACUAGAUCCUUAUAGAGCUCAAGUGCUCAGUUGAGUGUCUCCUCAACUUAAACAUGCAAGAGAACCAUUCAGAAGCACUGGGUAUUUCGACCUCUGAGUUUUUGACAGCAUGGCAAGGUUUCAAUCUGUCAUACUGUCCUGAAAAUGCCACUGUCUGCAAUGGCACAUCCUGUUUGGUUCCUACUGAUGACGAGUUUAACCAAAUUUUGAACACAGUUUUGAGUACUGUCCUAACAAUCAUGUUGGCACUGGUGAUGUUCUCCAUGGGCUGCAAUGUGGAGCUUAAGAAAUUUUUAGGACACAUCAGAAGGCCAUGGGGCAUAAUUGUGGGUUUUCUUUGCCAGUUUGGAAUUAUGCCUCUUACCGGUUUUGUGCUGUCGUAUGCUUUUGGUAUCCUUCCAAUACAAGCUAUUGUGGUGAUCAUCAUGGGAUGCUGUCCUGGCGGAACGUCUUCCAAUAUUUUAGCCUACUGGGUGGAUGGCGACAUGGACCUAAGCAUCAGUAUGACAACAUGUUCAACCUUGUUGGCCUUGGGAAUGAUGCCACUUUGUCUCUUGAUUUAUACCAAAAUCUGGACAGACUACAAUUCCAUUUUAAUCCCCUAUGAUAGCAUUGGCAUUUCGCUGGUUGCACUUGUUGUUCCUGUUUCAUUUGGGAUAUUUUUCAAGCACCGGUGGCCCACAAAAGCUAAAAUCAUAUUGAAGGUCGGUUCCAUUAGUGGCGCAGUUCUCAUAGUGAUCAUCGCUGUGGUCGGUGGGAUAUUGUACAAAGGUUCCUGGACUAUCACACCUAACCUCUGGAUUAUUGGCACCAUCUUUCCAGCUGCUGGUUAUUCACUAGGCUUUCUUCUGGCUCGUAUAGCAGGCCAGCCCUGGCACAGAUGCCGCACAGUGGCUUUGGAAACAGGGAUGCAGAAUAGUCAGCUUUGUACAACCAUUGUGCAGCUCUCCUUCAGCCCUGAGCAGCUGGAGCUGAUGUUUACAUUCCCGCUCAUCUACAGUAUUUUCCAGCUGGGGUUUGCAGGAAUCAUUUUGGGAGUCUAUCAGGUGCACAAAAAGUAUUUUGCUGAUCGAAAUAAAGACUUCGCACAGACAGAAAAUGAACCUGAGUCCAUGUCGGCCUCAAAAUACUCAACAAUGAAUGGAGGAUUUGUGUCAGAAGAAGGGACCCCAUCCCCUGUGUCAGUGUAUCCUAAUGGAAGAUUAUAAAUAUUGCAAAAUUUACUGAACUUUUAUAUUUGAAAAAAAAAUCUUGCUCAGAGGGAAACUUUUUGCGUAUCAGACUGUGCUUUUCUACAGAAACUGUGUUUUAAAUUAUUAAGUUACAGUAGGAGUCUUCAGCAUUUUCUCUUAUUUCUGAACAACGCCUGGGCAGUGCGCAGGCAGUUCUUUUGAUUUUUCUAAAGAUCCUAGUAUGAUGCCCAGUAAAGAAAUGCAAGAUACAAUAAACCAGUUAACUCAAACAUCGGAAGUUUUUCCUUUUUUAUGUUUCUGUGGAUGUGGUUUUGUGAUGGCCCAAUAAAGUGGAGUGUGUUUGUGUGAGAGAAUGUGGAUGUGACCAGCCCCAAACCAAGCCUGUCACCUUCCAGUCGCAUGCCUGACACCAGCCAUUAACCAUACUAUACCUGGUUUUUCAAGAGUGAAUUGCAGGCAAUUCAAGCAUGAUACUGUGCAGCAAUAUUGGGCCAUUUCCUGGCAUUUUUAAUUCUGGAUACCGAAGCACAGUAUACCACUUGCAUAAACUGGAAGUUUUUAUAAGAAUUGAAUGACCUGGCUUUUUAAAACAGAAGUUUAUGUAUACAUACAUUACACAUAAAUUCCAACAGAAUCCUCUCUCAUGUAGAAUUACCCAGUGCCGGAGCAUUCUAGAAGAUGAUCACAUUAUCUAUAUUAUAGUUGCUGGGAGGGGACAUAAGCAAGAACAGCUGGGGUGUGACUACAGUCCCUCUUUGCCAAAAUACUAGGUAAGGACACGGAAAAGGGCCUUCUCUGCUGC
Pogona vitticeps (central bearded dragon) is the source of this 2106-nucleotide messenger RNA. RefSeq names its product solute carrier family 10 member 2 (gene SLC10A2). The record is from RefSeq and is a predicted model, not a curated record. Gene Ontology annotation, molecular function: bile acid:sodium symporter activity. Lineage: Eukaryota; Metazoa; Chordata; Lepidosauria; Squamata; Agamidae. Gene Ontology annotation, biological process: bile acid and bile salt transport. Gene Ontology annotation, cellular component: apical plasma membrane.